AAUUCCAACAUCAGUCGCCACUCGCCAUAAAAAAUAUAGGAUUGUCUAUAAAAUUCGUGAACAUACUAUGCAAUAUAUCCUUGUUGGUGCUAUUUUAAAAGACAAAUGACAAUAAUAUAGAACUUCGUCGACGAGGCUGAUUAAUACUGAUAACGGCAGUACUUGAAGUGUGUUCGGAUGGUCGGAAGCUCGCGUGCUGUCGAAGAAUGGAUGUAAACAGCUUAUGACGCAACAAUAGCGUGGAAAACUAGUCGGUGCGAAUAAGGAGUUAGACAAUACUGCUCGUGAAACUCUAUGGAACCAGUCCCUUCUCUACGGAUAAUUUAUUAAAGUAGGGGUGGUCGAUGCCCCACGCGGCACCUGCGACUAUGUCGGCUGCGCGCCACCCGCACUUCUAUACGGUGGAGGUGGGCGACACGCGGUUCACCAUCCUCAAGCGAUACCAGAACCUGAAGCCCAUCGGCUCCGGAGCGCAGGGGAUUGUCUGCGCCGCCUACGACACGGUGACGCAACAGAAUGUCGCCAUCAAGAAGCUGUCUCGACCCUUCCAGAACGUGACGCACGCCAAGCGAGCUUACCGGGAGUUCAAACUGAUGAAACUCGUCAACCACAAGAAUAUAAUCGGUUUGCUGAAUGCCUUCACUCCCCAGAAGAGUCUGGAGGAGUUCCAGGACGUGUACCUGGUGAUGGAACUGAUGGACGCCAACCUGUGCCAAGUCAUCCAGAUGGACCUGGACCACGAGCGGAUGAGCUACCUGCUGUACCAGAUGCUGUGCGGCAUCAAACAUCUGCAUUUAGCCGGGAUUAUACACAGGGACCUGAAGCCGUCCAACAUAGUGGUGAAGAGCGACUGCACUCUCAAGAUCCUGGACUUCGGGCUGGCUCGCACGGCCGGGACUACGUUCAUGAUGACCCCGUACGUGGUGACGCGGUACUAUAGGGCUCCCGAGGUCAUACUCGGCAUGGGAUACACCGAGAACGUGGACAUAUGGUCGGUGGGCUGCAUCAUGGGGGAGAUGAUACGAGGAGGAGUCCUGUUCCCGGGGACGGACCAUAUCGACCAGUGGAAUAAAAUCAUAGAGCAACUGGGCACUCCGUCGGCCGCGUUCAUGUCACGUCUGCAGCCGACCGUCCGCAACUACGUGGAGAACAGACCUCGCUACACGGGCUACAGCUUCGAGCGCCUGUUCCCGGACAUCCUGUUCCCGUCGGACUCCAACGAGCACAACCGACUCAAGGCCUCCCAGGCGAGGGACCUCCUGUCCCGCAUGCUGGUCAUCGACCCCGAGAGACGCAUCUCGGUGGACGAGGCGCUGCUCCACCCCUACAUCAACGUGUGGUACGACGAGGGAGAGGUCAACGCGCCGGCCCCCGCCUCGUACGACCACUCGGUGGACGAGCGGGAACACACCGUGGAGCAAUGGAAGCAGCUCAUCUACCAGGAGGUGGUGGAGUACGCCGCGCCUCCGCCGCCGGCACACCUGCAGCCCCCGCCGGACCACGCGCAGCCCGCCCUCACCACAUAGGUGAGAACGAGGAACACCGCGGACAGAUACUGAAUAAAGACAACAACUGAUGACACCCCCCCUCCCCCUCCAUAGGUCCCGGCCCCGCUGGCCGCCGCUCCUGCAGCCGGCGGUCGGACGACGGACUGAUGUACAUAUAUAUAACUGUCGCGCGACAGCCGGGCCGACGCCGGGUCGACGUCGGGUCGGUUUCGUGUCGGUGACGUGUCGCCGUCGUCCCGCGGGUGUCACGUGGUGGAUGUGAUCUCGUGUAUUGAUUGUAGUCUCUUCCCGUUUCUGUAUAUGUAUUUAUAUAUUAUAUAUAUUAGAGCGUAAGUGAUAUCGUUCGGAGUCGUUCCUUUGUGAUUUCGUUCCGGUCUCCGUGUGUUUGUGUUGCUCGUCUCAUCUCAGAUGCUUCUCCCGCCACGAUGCCUGUGGAUGUCGCUGUAUGGUCGAGCCCGUUUCUUUUGCGUCGAGGAGUGCCUUUAGCAAAUUGAUAACUAUUCGUGAUUUAAAAUAAAUACGGACUGAAUUUGAUACGUUUAAAUAUUUUUGUAAAUUUGAAAUGAAUCACGGAAGCGUGGCCCUGUUCUCAGAAUAAUCUUCGUAACGAUAAGAGUCGGCGCCGAGCCCACUUCGUUAUAUUAAUUUUAAUCGUGCAAUGUUUUUUAUAAUUUAUCGAACUAUGUGUAAUGAUCGUGAACAAGCGAAGGUCUAUUUUCUGAGCCCAUUUUGCCAAUAACCGAUAAAUUUCUGGACGAAUUAACUUCAUUUCCUGCGCCACAGUCACGUCGACCAAUCUAAUGGUCGGAGCAGCACCUUCAAACAAUUUGAGAUUUUCGUGACGUUCACAGUCCCGGCGGUAAGUAGCUGCGUCGUUCAUAUUAUAUAACGAUACGAGACGUAGAUCGUAAGUACAUUUUUACCUAAUUAGUAUAUAUUAGUUCGCCUCACGCGUUCACAUCGCGGCGUCGGUUCUAACACUAGUCGGAUGCCGGGUCUAGUCUAGAUGUUCACGUGAUAUCAUUCGCGAUGUUGUAGCGUGAUGUGUUCCAUGAAAGUCCUCUUCCCGUACGGAUGUGACGCGUGAGGUGCCUUCGUUGUCAUAGGUUAUCGUUUGAAACCUCACUAGGUGAUAUAAACUAUAUUAUAAGUAAAACAGAGAAUGUUGAUAGUCUUAUCGGAUGGUUUCAGUAAAUAGCACAAUUUUUUAGCUAUAGAAUUAACUGAACGGCAAUGUUUGUGAAGGUGACGUAAACUGAGCGGCGUCGGUCGUUACUCAGAGUAUUGUUACCUCGCAUCAAAUGUGGAUGACGAUUAAAUAUAUGAGAAGCAAUAAUAUUACAGCUGUAUUUACCCUUCCCGGAGCUCAAAAUCUGUAUCUUAUUUAUAAAACACAUCAAGGACGUCUCAAUAGAUAGGUUUCUGUUGCACUGUUUAUGGUAUCCUGUUUACGCAGCUCUGAUCGUAGAAAUGUCACUUUACUUUUGUUCCAUCUCGUAGAUACACAAUAUUAUGUAGAAUGGAGUGUUUGCGACAAAGAUAUAGUAAAUGCUAUCCGUGUUUCAUUUGCGCGGGAAAUGUUUGUCAACUUGACAUUUGAAAACCCUCCAUACAUUGUCUUUAGGUUUGACAAUAGACAAAUGAGACGUGUAUCAAAAUGCUACGUAAUAAUGUUUUUUUUUAGAUCGGUCUAUUGUCUCACCUGAAAUAACAUGUUCUAACUAUGAAAGGUAACUGGAAAAAAUCUAUAAAAAAUAUAAAGUAUGCAAUAAAAAUAUAUCUAAAUAGAUAUAAGUGUAAAUAUAAAUAAGCUAAAUGGAACGAAAGUGAAGAGAACAUGUGCUUUCUAUAGGACAUUCUUUUUAUCGCUAUAGUAAAUAAAUCACAACUGUACGUCCAAAUUGUCCAUUUAUAUGUUAACGUACCUAUGCAAAUUACAAUAAUGUAAUCAUUAGAAGGUAUUUAGUGCACUUGGUAAAACAAGUUUUAAGGUAGUAGCAAUGUUGACGCGGGCCGAGCGGCUUCUAGCGGUAUUCAGUUGACACUUCGAUAACCAUCUAAAACAACUUAUUUUUACUGUACACGUAAGUUAUUUCAUAUUUUAACUGAAUAAAUCAAAAUGGUUAUAUAUAGAA
Danaus plexippus (monarch butterfly) is the source of this 3643-nucleotide messenger RNA. RefSeq names its product stress-activated protein kinase JNK (gene bsk). Gene Ontology annotation, molecular function: JUN kinase activity; ATP binding. Gene Ontology annotation, cellular component: cytoplasm; nucleus. The record is from RefSeq and is a predicted model, not a curated record. Bases 345 to 1526 code for a protein of 393 amino acids. The transcript is spliced from 10 exons. Gene Ontology annotation, biological process: protein phosphorylation; JNK cascade. Lineage: Eukaryota; Metazoa; Arthropoda; Insecta; Lepidoptera; Nymphalidae.